CAGGCGGCUCGUCCUCCGACCGCAUCGACGCACCACCCUCCGACCUCCGUCCUCCCGGUGUCUAUUUCCGUCCCCGUCCCCAACCACCCGCGCCCCCCGCUUUCCGUGGGCAUGGCCGCCGCGCGGGCGCAACCACCACCGCCGCGGCCGGAUGCCUAGAAAGCCCCUCCUCCCCACCCGCGGGUCCACCGCCCCUCCCCCGCUCCUCCUCCUCCGCCGCCUCCUCCCCCGCCGCCGCGCGAUCUCCUCUCCCCCGCCGCCGCCCGCCCGGCGGAGGACCGCCGCCAUGCCCCCCCGCGCCGGCGACUCCGCCGCCGCGGCGGCGGCGGCGGCCUCCUUCCGUAUCGGGAUGGUGCGGGUGGUCUCCUUCCUUGUAGGCGGGCUUAAUCUCGCGGUGCUGCUACUCGGGCUCUACCUCAUCGACGUCGUGCUCCCGUCGGGGUGCGGCGAGGGGCUCGCUUUCGCCGCUGCGCCCGCGCUGGCCGGUGUCCGCGUGCUCGCCAUGAUCGGCGCCGCGCGCGCGCAGCACGCCACGGCGGACGCCAUAGCUAAGCGCCACCUCCACGAGUGCGACGCCUCUGUCGCAGCUGAUGCCGUAGCUCGCCACGAGAUUAGGGUGAGGUACAAACGCUGGUUGUGGUGGACCAGAUUUGGUAUGGCAGUUGGUGCAUUGCAGUUGAUUGCAGCAACUUAUCUCAUGUUUGUCAUUGUAAGAGAUCUCUCGAAAGAAAGAAGAUCCACUUCCUGCUUCUUUGGACAGGAUGAAGCUGAUCAGGUCUCAGGACGAGCACUUAUUGCUUUAUUUCUGAUCCUUUCCUGGGUUGUGGUCAUUGUUCAAUGCUUCACGGGUUCUGAUAUAUUGAGGUGGCGAUCAUUUUAUGCAACACAUGAUAUGGCAUGGAAAGCUCAUUACAGGGAAGUGUUCGACCACGGAAUUCGAGAAGCUUUGUGCUGCCUAGGACGUGCAAAAUAUCUAACCGUAUUGGAAGAAGAUGAGGUUUAUUCUGUUGCAAGACUCCUUGGUGAUUUGGUUGCAUAUCGUGCUUCUGGGACAGGACAUUUGGAGCUCUUAGCAGGGCUUGCUCUAUUGCAGAAGCAUGGUAAUUUACCUGAAUCGCAGACUGACCUUAUGGAGGCAUCCCAUGAGCUUAUGCAAGAAGCUGCUUUCCUCCAUCCAUUUGCAGAAGCAUGUUACACGGGACCGCUUCUUGAUGUUGGACGAAAUCCUAUUCUGUUUCCCUGUGCAUGGGUUUAUAGACAAGGUGUGUUAACUCCAUGGGCACGCAGAAGACGCCCUGCACUUGAUGGUGAUAAUUGGUGGCGAGGCCAUGCGGCAGCCUUCCUUAGAUUUGUUAAUAUACCACCUAAAGCACUUCUGAGAGGGCGUGUUUGUCAGAGCAAGCGUGAAGCUGCUUAUUUUGUUGUGGUUCUCCAUGAAAAAAGAACUGUUGUUAUUGGGGUUCGUGGAACAGAGACACCAGAGGAUCUCAUAACUGAUGGAUUAUGCAGAGAAUGCACUUUUACUAUGGAAGAUUUGGAUGGACUAGUAAAUAGUGAACAAUUACCUGCAACUACAAGAGAGAGAGUUAUUUCAACAUUUCCACAUUAUGGGCAUGGUGGAAUUGUAGAGUCUGCGAGGGAGCUUUUUAUGCAACUAAAUGAAUGCACAGGAGAAAACACAUCGUCUGGAAGACUUGGAUUCCUUUCUACACUGAUGGGGGAGGGCAGUGAGUGUCAUGGAUAUAAAGUUCGUCUUGUUGGGCAUUCUUUAGGAGGCGCUGUUGCUACAGUCCUAGGAAUGAUGCUUUUUGGCAAAUACCCAGACGUGCAUGUAUAUGCAUAUGGACCACUUCCUUGUGUGGACUUUGUAAUAGCGGAAGCAUGUUCGCAAUUUGUCACAACCAUUGUUUGCAAUGAUGAAUUUUCCUCUCGCCUUUCAAUCAAUUCGAUCCUUAGGCUACGAUCUGCUGCAAUAAGUGCUCUUUCAGAUAACUCUCCAGCUGAUACAGCAAUGAUACAAAAGCUUGCUCGAAGAAUUUUGCAUGUGAACAGGUAUCAUGAUAAUGGUCCUGAUGAUGGCAUAAUCCAGGGCUACACUGAUCAUACAAGAACAUCAGGUACGGCAGUACCGAAUGAAAGACAAAUUUCUCAUCAGGUUCCAUUAUGCAAUACUGAGCCAGAUCUCCAAAAUAUGCAAAAUGGCUUUGUCGGGUAUAAUGGAUCCAAUGCAUCCAUAGAUGAGCAUCUGAGCUAUGAAGGCAUAAACAGUGGCCAUGAUGUGCAAAUAAUUCCCCUUGAUGGGGCUGAUUCUGGUUUCGAAGAGCACCCGACAUCUUACAGAGAAAUACCAAUGGAGCCUCCUGAGAUGUUUCUUCCAGGCUUAAUUGUUCACAUAGUGCGGCAAAGAAGAAGUCUCUUUCCUCUUUGGAAAUGCUGGAGCAUUCAGGAAACUGAACCACCAUACAAAGCUGUUUUAGCGAAAAGGGAGAACUUCAGGGAUAUAGUGGUUACUCCUUCCAUGUUUACAGAUCACUUACCAUGGAGGUGCCACUUUGCUAUGCAGAAAAUUCUUGAAGCUCAAACGCCUAUGCAUAGGCGUGCAAAUUCCGAUUCACCCAUACAACAUUUGGUCUGAUUAGGACAAAACUGUUGGCCCAUGUACAGAAUGACGUGAAGACAGAAAUAAUGAAUAUCACAUUUAGCAGCAUGGUUUAUUCCAGGCUGGAGGCAUAUUUCAGUCCUUCAGGCAGCCAUAUCUUCGUAUACAGGAUUCAGAAGAUAUCCGUGACAGACCCAAAAUCAGGUUGAGCUUAUUGACAGUUAGAGGCAAAUGCCUAGAGGCAGGCACAGACCACUGAGAUCUGAUAUCUGGCAGAAUAGAAAUCUGGUUACUGUCCAACAAUGUCUAAUCAGUCUCUAGUCUCUACUCACCCUGGCAAGUGGCAACCUGCGCGUGUACAUUGGUUCCUGACGCAGCCGCCAACCAGAAAACACACCCCAGUUGCGUGGAGAAUACACACCCCAGUUAGCUCCCGUUUAUUAUUCUCUAAUUCAUUGAUUGAAUCAUUGUUCUGCAGCUGUGUCUGCUUGUUCAUAACCAUUUUUUAUUCAUGGCUAGUUAUGGUGUACAUAAUUCAACACAGCAGAAUUAGCUAGACUGACUGGCUGACAAGUGACGGUCAAGAUGUGAUUGUUCACCUAAGCUGAAUACUGAAUGGAAGUUGUGACUUAAGUCGGUACCUCACCAGAA
This is a messenger RNA of Sorghum bicolor (sorghum), 3250 nucleotides long. Its product is annotated as sn1-specific diacylglycerol lipase beta. The transcript has 14 exons. NCBI's taxonomy places the organism in Eukaryota, Viridiplantae, Streptophyta, Magnoliopsida, Poales, Poaceae. Gene Ontology annotation, biological process: lipid metabolic process. Bases 152 to 2635 code for a protein of 827 amino acids. The record is from RefSeq and is a predicted model, not a curated record.